AUGUUCAGUGGAACGCAUAAUGUUCUUUUCUUUGGAACCAUUGCAGCCACAAUCAUUGGAAAAGAAGUCUAUGAUCAAGUAGCUUUGGACAAGCUUAAAUCUCAGGAUGCCUUUAUUCAACUUCAUCUGACAGCGUCCGCUGAAUUUCAAGGCGCAGAAGAAGUGAUAGGCUCUACCUCAACUUCAGGACCUUACAAGUUGAAUAGCACAGCAGAUGCAACAAGUCUGCACGCUAGCUCGCAGUAUCUAUCAGUUAUAGUGGAAUGUGUGAAGAAAGACACUUUAGAUUCAAUGCUUCGUGAUCUGAAAUACACAGAUGAUAGUUUAGGAGACAGCACUUGCGUAGAAACAGACACACAUUUUCAUCCAACUGCUGUUACGGUCAAUAUUUCGGCUGACAUCUUUCGUAGUGGCUGCAAGCCCAGUAUCAUUGCUAAUAAGCAGGUUCACCUCCGCUCCCUUGCGGAGCGGGCAGUCAAGGAUAUGUGCUGCGUUGUGCGUAUCACCAUUCUUCAGCAGCUUUUGAAACAAUCCAGUGUUGCACCACUGACACUAAGCGAUGUGGAAAAUGCCACAGCGAGUGGCUGCAGUGGUAAUAAUGCUGUUGUGGCCAUUUAUGUGUUGUUGCGUGUCGUAGACCUGUCCAGAAACCUCAGCAGCGCGUUAGAUGCUGAGGUAAAACUGCAACGUCAAAUGAACUUUCCAGAGCCAGAUUGUGGAUGGGACUUGUCCUUCACACGCAAAGUCAAGGUUCCAUAUGGUGUUAUGCCGCUAACACAACUUUACGAACAAUACCGACAAUUUUUUACAAAGUACUACAACAUGAACAUUAAAUGUUCAGCUGAGGUACUGCAGAUGCUGCGCGUCACACGGGAGGGAACCAAUGCGCCGUAUCCUUACCGAUGGAAUCUCCUUUCAAAUGUGUAUCUUGAUCAAGUCUUGCUUGGUGAAAAGGGGUUUGCGCCUCUGUUACUAACCCUGUCUCACUGUACUAAUCUAUCUUCCCUCAUCGCGAGCAACAGCAACCUCGGUGAUGUGUCAUGCGCGUGGAUCGGCGCCUUGUUCCACAAGCACCGUUACCUUCAUACGAUCUCUCUCACCACUAACAAUAUCUACGAGGGUGGUGCCGAUCAGCUCUUGCGCCUUGCCCGACGAAAUCACCGGCUCACAAAGCUUCAACUGGACGGCAAUCACUGUUCCAAGACGAUUAUGGAGCGCCUCUUGUGUGUGACAAAAUCCAACUUGGGCAGGAUGCAGAACGACCCACUUAACAUCACAUCAUCAGCUUAUGCCGAAAUCACUUCACCGGCCAGUAUCCCUGUGCCUGUAAUAAUGUUAGCUUUGCAAAUGUGGGCUAUGCUUGCGGUGGCGCCGGUUGGUGACGUGGAUGUGUGGGUUCACAACAGCACCACCACAGACAUGGAUCAAUACGAAGACAGUUCUUUCACAGACCGCACUGAGGCCUUCGAAGCGACUGAAAAAGAACCACGGCUCAGCAUCCCACUGAUUGCUCACGCGCCUCUUCUUAACGAGAUCAUGCGCACUGUUUACAUAGGAGUUGCGCCAGCUAUCGAAGAUCCGCUCGUGCGCACUAUCUUCAUGGAUAUUCAGGCGUUACAUCAGCAACGGGAAGAACUCCGAAACAAGGAGAUUAAUAAAGCGAAUUUACAAAGCGCAGAUAACUUUGUGGAGCCUUCUGCGUACGAGAACGACAAAAAAGACAGGUUGAGUAUAGGCAGAGAAGAUAACGGUGAAGUUUUCAUUCCUAAUGAAAUUAAACGACUACUCGAGAAGGAUUUGGAUUGCGACGGGGCCGCCGCAUCUGUUCACUCAGGGUGGGUCGAGGAGGAGGAAGAAAUCUACCAGUCCUCCUUCCUGAACAUCAUAGUCACCACCUUUCGAGCGCUCGCUGGAGGGAGUAGCUGGGCCGACGCGGUACAAAAUUUGCGUCACAUUGGAAAGCUACAGCGAGAGAUCGGGGUGCGAAAUGAAGACUACUGUCUCGCAGCUAAUAUUUUUAUGAAGUCACUUCAAAUAUGCCUCGGUAACGAAGAAAAUUCCAUAAAGAUGUUAUCUGCCUUUUUUAACGUGAUGGUGCUUGGAGUGCGCGCAGCUGUUUUUUCCCUUCCAUCGGAAAAGGCCUAA
Messenger RNA from Phytomonas sp. Hart1, 2145 nucleotides. NCBI's taxonomy places the organism in Eukaryota, Euglenozoa, Kinetoplastea, Trypanosomatida, Trypanosomatidae. The record is from the annotation of a GenBank genome assembly.